AUGAUGAGAAACAACAUUUGGAUCCUCUGCUUGGCGUUCGGUUUGGCUGUGGCUGAGACCACGGUUGAGGAGCCUCCAAGGGAGAAGCGCGGCUUCGUGAGUUCCGGUGGCGGCGGAUACGGUGGAGGUUCCUCGGCCGGUGGAAGCCACUCUGGUGGAGGAGGAUAUGGAGGCGGCGCCGUCGGAGGUGGCGGAGGAAGCUUCCUGAUCGUCGGAGGAGGCGCAGGCGGUUCUCACGGGCCCAGCGCCUCCUCCAUCGCCAACCAGGCUGCGGCACAGGCCACCGCCGCUGCCGCAGGACUCAAGGGCGCCGCCAGUGCCGCAGCUUCCAAAGCCGCUGGUCAGGCCGCAGCCACAGCCUCUGCUGCAGCUCAGCAGGCACAGGCUGCCGCUGCUGAGAAGCAGGCACAGGCCGCCCAACUGACUCAGGCUGCCCAAGGAGCACAGGCUGCAGCCUUUGCCGAGUCGUCGCUGGCCGGACAGGCGUCUCAGGCUGUGCAGGCUGCUAAGCUGGCUGCCUCGUCGGCCUCGUCUCUAGCCUCCAACCUGGCCCAUCUGAGCUCCGAGGCCAGCGGCCUGGCGUCUCAGGCUACCAACAGUCUGAACGACAUCCAGGCAGUUCUUUCCGCUCAGGAGGCCAUGGCCUGGCAGGCUCAGCAGGCGGCCAACUCUCUGGGUCAGCAGCAGAGUCUCGCCCUCAACGAGCUGCAGUCGGCGCUUGCAGCAGCAGCGCAGGCCCAGGCGGCCGCCAGUAAGGCCCAAGCCAAGGCCAAGGGCGCCGGCGGAGGCGGCUACGGCGGCUCCUCCUCCUCCGGCUACGGCCACUGA
Penaeus indicus is the source of this 828-nucleotide messenger RNA. Its product is annotated as glycine, alanine and asparagine-rich protein-like. The transcript has 3 exons. The record is from RefSeq and is a predicted model, not a curated record. Bases 1 to 828 code for a protein of 275 amino acids. Lineage: Eukaryota; Metazoa; Arthropoda; Malacostraca; Decapoda; Penaeidae.